Peromyscus californicus insignis is the source of this 11816-nucleotide messenger RNA. It is a transcript of the gene Leap2, whose product is annotated as liver enriched antimicrobial peptide 2. The record is from RefSeq and is a predicted model, not a curated record. The coding region runs from base 5837 to 6067 and encodes 76 amino acids. Gene Ontology annotation, biological process: defense response to bacterium; antimicrobial humoral immune response mediated by antimicrobial peptide. Lineage: Eukaryota; Metazoa; Chordata; Mammalia; Rodentia; Cricetidae. The transcript has 3 exons.
UUUCGUUUUGUUUUACAAGCAAAUAUUCAAGUCAUGAUGAUCCCUUUCCCAGCACAAGUCCUGAAUGGGGUCUGGAUUGCCAGCUCUAAACCCUCUGCUCUCAUUAUAACUAUAAAGUCUAGUAAUGACACUGUGGUUAGGAGUCAGGUGUUCUUGCUAGACACAUUAAGGAACUUUUAAUUCACAGCAGCCUUUGAAGUAAGCACUGGACUCUCCUUGCUGAUAAGGAAUCACAGUUGAAGUACUUUGCCCAGAAUCACAUGACAGUGGGUUGGUAGAGCCAGGUACCGGUGUGUGCUCUGCUGCUGCUCUCCCCAAGGAAGGCCUUCCUUAGCCUGAGGGCUUUCAGCUGUGGAAGGACAUGAGCCAAUCCCUUGGCUGCUACAGCAGGUGUCAGUCAGGGGACCAUGCUUGGCUUUGUGUCAUGGAACCAGUCCAGCGGUGGCUUUUAGUUUGUGGACCACAAAGUCUGAAAAGACUCUAUAGAGUCUUUGGAUGCCCCCAUUUUCUCUUCACCUGGAGAAGAUAGGGUGGGCAUGCUUGGCAGUCCUGAGCUUCUGGCCCUGUCAAUCACCUAAGGACCUACUGCAGACUAACAACUCAGUGCGAUGUCUGACUGGUAGCUAGUGCCAGAAGUCCUCAGAGCAAAUGACUUCCAGCAACAGGGAAUCUAAUGGCAUGGACUCUGAGGCAGGAUAUGAGAAAUGUCGUGUCUGAUUGAUACCCGUGCCCUGAAACCAGUGGUUCUCAACCUUCCUAAUGCUGUGACCCUUUAAUACAGCUCUUCAUGUGACCCCAACCAUGACAUUGUGUUCAUUGCUACCAUGUAACUAUUUUUGCUGCUGUUUCAUAGCGUAAAUAUCUGUUUUCCAGUGCUCUCAAGUGACCUCUGUGAAAGGGUUGUUCAGUCCCUUCCCAAAAGAGGUCGAGACUCACAGGUUGAGAAUCACUGCCUCAAAUGGUCACUUCUGGAGCCUUAAAUGUCUUAUCUAUAAAACAUGUCAACACAAAGUGUUUGAGUUAGCUGUAGUGGAGAUGCUGAAAUGAGUGAGCCCAGGGAAGUUCCCGGAGUUGUUCCCAUAUCCAGUCCAGUUGCCCUGUUUGGCUCUGUCCAGAUUUACUCCUGGGCCUUAAAACCCAUGGGUCAUAGACUCCUUUAAGAAUCUGAAAUAAGGCUGAGUGGUGGUGGCACACUCCUUUAAUCCCAGCACCCAGGAGGCAGAGGCAGGCGGAUCUCUGCAAGUUUGAGGUCAGCCUGGUCUACAUAGUGAGUUCCAGGACAGCGAAGACUACACAGAGAAACCACAAAGAAUUUGAAAUAAGGGGCUGGAGAGAUGGCUCAGUGGUUAAGAGCACUGGCUGGUCUUCCAGAAGACCCAGGUUCAAGUCCCAGCACCCACAUGGCAGCUCACAACCAUCUGUAAUUCCAGUUCCAGGGCACCUAGCACCCUCACACAAACAUAAAUGCAGGCAAAACACCAAUGCACAUAAAAUAAAUCUUAAAAACAAAAAAAAAAAACAGGGUGCUGGUUGCACACAAUUUUUCCCCUCUUGGUUUUUUCGAGACAGGGUUUCUCUGUGUAGUUUUGGUUCCUGUCCUGGGUCUCGCUCUGUAGACCAGGCUAGCCUCUCAAACUCACAGAGGUCCACCUGGCUCUGCCUCCCGAGUGCUGGGAUUAAAGGCGUGUGCCACCACCGCCCGACUUGGUUGUGCACACUUUUAAUUCCAGCACUUGGGAGGCAGAAGCAGGCAAUUUCUGAGUUUGAGGCCAGCCUGGCCUACAGGAGUUCGAGAACAGCCAGGGCUACUCAGAAGAAACAAAAACAAACAAAAAACAAAACAAGACAGGAAAGCUGCAGGCCCCGAGGAGGGAGGUGGAGGUACAGCAGCAUAGCUGCACCCAUCUUGACUUUGGACACACCAGCUCAGAAGACUAGCUUCAGUUUUCUUAGCCCACAGCAGGAGAUGAACCUCUUGGUCUGACCUUUUAAAAAUAUAUAUAUUAUUGUAUGUGUGUGUACCUGUGCCACGGUGUGCAUCUAGAGGUCCGAGGACAACUUUGUGAGGUCAGUCCUCUGCUCUCUGUUGCACCUUUAUCUGAGUUCAGCGGGGAUCAAGCGUCGCUCCUGGAUGGCAGGAACCUUUACUGCAGAGCUGGCCCUCCCACCCUGUGAGUGCUGAGGGGACCCUGCUGUAAGUGCUUUGACGGUCAGACGCUCUGCUGAUGGCUGAAAUGGUUAAAGGCUGCCUUCAGCCUGUCCCUCACAGUUUCCCCUUUGAGCUUGAGGGCAGAGGGCCCAGCUGUGUGAGGGGUGCCCAAACAGUGACUGACUCUACAUGAUGCAGGACCUGGACUUGUUCUAUUUGUAGAGAUUCAUAGAGGACAACAUGAAUCACCCCACUCCCAAACCCGCCCCGUUCACACAGUGCGUGCGUGCGUGCAUGUGCAGGCAGGAUGUUGACAUCAGAUGUCUUCUAUCCCUCUCCACCAUUUUUUGAGACAAGGCAUUGAACCUCAUAGAUUCAAGCUAGCUGAGCUGACCAUCAAGCCUCAGGGAUCCCCUCUCCACCUCCCAGUGCUAGGAUCACAGAGCUGCUGCCACGCCUGGCUGGUUAUGUGGGUGCUGGUGAUCUGAACUUAGGUCUUCCUGUGUGUGUGGCAAGUACUUUACCAGCUGAGCCAUCUCCGUUGCUCUUGAGUCAAGCCUUUGAAGGACAGAGAUAGCGCUCUGGGCCCGUGUCUUAGAUACCCACAGCCUGACCCUGCUCUUCUGUCUGCUGUGAUGUAACCAUUUGCUCCACUUGACUCCUUUUGGAAAAGCCCAUGCUCCUGCCCCCCGCCCCUCAUGGGCUGCAGUCUGGGAAAGGGAGCUCUCUUCAUUCUGCUGGUAUUGUAGUCAGGACAUAGGCCUCUCUAGUACAGGCCCAGACACCUGCCAGUUCCAGCCAAAAAAACAAAAGCACUUUGACCCUUUGUUGAAAUUUUACCUGGAAACAUUUUUCCAUUUCCAAGUCUUUCAUCUUUUAUUAGGCACCCCCUGCUCAGGGACAACACAAAAGUGUCCCAUUACCGCCAAAUCUUAAUGAUCCCGUCUCCACCCUGCACGCAUCCAGACACCCGUGUGUCUCUACCCUUUCUCCUGUUUCAUUCUGGCACUUUCCCCUCAGUAUCCCUGGGGUUGUACCUGGAGUGAGCAGCCUCUCGCUAGCAAACCUGUUUGUCUUUCUCUUCUUGUAAAUUAGUCAUUUGAAUCCCCAGAUGUGCCCAUGAGGCCCGAGGCCACCUCUCAUCUCACUGUCGGAAUAGAAGACUAACCCUGAAGAGGGCAGGGCUGCCUGUGCUCAGACUUCGCAGUCUGCAGCUGCUGCCUCCUGGUCAAGAGGUCUUGCCUUACAGCUGAAAUCCGGGCAGCUGAGGCCUGUGAACUGGAGGAAGGAACUUGUAGUUCUUCAGUCAUUUAACAGCAUACUUGCCAGGAGAGAACAGAUGGGUUGUUUGAAUUUCAGGCACAGUGUAGUUUUUCACAGGAAAGGUAUACCAUGGCUGUGGAUAAGUGUUGUCAAUUCUGCUGAGGGCUUAGAUGCUGCUUCACCUCCCAAAGUCUGAGGGAGGUGUUUUUCUCUUUAGUACUAGGGAUAAGAUCCAGAGCCUUGCACAUACUAGACAAAUACCUGACCACUGGGCUACUUUUCCUUUAAAUACAACUUCCAGCUCCCACAUUUCCUUUAAAUACAACUACAGGUUUUGUUUACAUGUUUAGUAACUUGCCCCUAACAAGUCAUUCCUUGGGAAAGAGAGCUGGCCUGCAGGUGGCUUGAAUCUGGGGGCCUUGAACAGUGUUGUACUCAUGAGAAUUAACGAUCUUUUCCCCGUGCUCCUUCCCUUGACUGGGCUGUGAUGAGCUUUAGAAACGACACAAAAGGCUACCUUGAUUUUGCUCAGGGAAAAUGAAAGCAGAGAUGGGAGCUGGGAGAAAAACCAUCUUUUGGAUGUUACAUGUCACUGAGUGCUGGGGAAGGAGAGACUGGCACUGAGUCCCAGACCCAACCGGUGCUAGGACAUCACGUUGUUCAGUCUUGCUUAACUAAUCACAUUGGUGUUCUUACUCAAUGUUCACUGGGUCACUGCAAAGCUUCUCCCCAACUCUGCACAAGCUCCCAUUUAGGCUCCUACUUGAGGUCAUUCAGUAUAUAACCUCAUGGGGCAGGAGGGGAGCUGCUGAACUGGUCCUGAACUGGUAGGAUUGUCUACUCAGCAACUCUUGUACUGUGGAGCUCCCCACCAGACUUCCAUUUUCUACAGAGAACUGGAACCAAGGCAGAUAGAUCUGCAGUUAAAUCCCACCCCUUCCCAGCUCUGAAGUCCAGCACACUUCUCCCUUGGCAAGUAGCUACACUUGCUUUGCCUUGGGAUUGGUGACCAUGAGGCUACCUUUGGCACGGCAGCAGUCCCUCCAUUUUCGCUUGGGACAGAGAAACAAAAACAGGCUCCUGUCCAAAUGUCCAAUCAUGAAGAUGAGAAGAGCCUUGGGAAGGGUUAUCCGUGAAAUAUCAGACCAGGGAGAGAGAAUCUAUUUGUAAUUUGUGUGUGUGUGUGUGUGUGUGUGUGUGUGUGUGUGUGUGUGUGUGUGUGUGUGUGUGUGUGGUGUCUUAUGGUCAUAGGGAGAUCUAAGCUCUUAUACAUGUCCUGACUUUGAAUUCAGCUUUCUCCCUCAAACUUAUUAAAACACCCAUGGCUGGGUGUAGUGGUCCACAUCCAAGAUCAAGGUGGGACUGUGAAAUUAGGCCAGCCUAGGCUAUGUUGUGGGAUGUUCUCAAAAUCAAAGGUCUUGUCACGUAGUAUCCAUAACUACUCACAUUCAACAGUUGAGUGUUAGUUAAUCUAGGAACCCACAGAGAUUACCACUAAAGCCAAUGGAUGUUUGGGCUUCAGACUUAGCCUAACACCUGCUGCCGAGGCUGGUGGAAGGAAGUGCUCUGCUGAAACCCCAGUUAACUACUAAGGAGAAAGCCCAUGAUUCAUUUGGUAUUGUCAGUACAUAAACUGUAAUGACAGAGAUUUAAGAGUUUCUGCUACCUCCUCACUCAUGUGUUCUUAAAAAACAAAAAUCUAUUCCUUCAAUUCAUCUGUGGUUCAAGCGGCAGUACAUUGCCUGUAUCCUGGAGGAAGGGUAGAGUUUGAGUUCUUCACAGCCAGGUCUUCACUAAGAUGGUGGUGCAGAUUGGUAGGAUGACAGCCCCUCUUUAUGAACGGGGGGAAUUGGACACUGUAGACUGACUGUCUGCUUAAGGACCCCACAGAAGGAACAGAGGGCCACAUCCAGUGGCCUGUACACAGCAGGUCAGUGGGUUUUUUUGCCUAGAAAAGCUCAGGGGUCAACAUUACUUCUGAAGACUUUAUAAGAAUCCUGUUUUGAUUACAACCAUCUCACAGUGAUAUUUUAGGACUUUCUCUUGGUUCUGGAAUUGAACCCAGGACAUCAUACUUGCUCUCACUGUUAAACUCCCAGCCUGCCAUUUUACAAGUAUGGCCAAGUUCCUGGCUUUCAGAGGGAAGUCGGACAAUGCUGAUUUCUGAUAAGAUGGGUGUAAGGGUCCAGACCAGCAACAUCAUCAAAGUCCAGAUGAGGGAUCAGUAAGUGCAAUGUGCCUGAAGUGUAGCCCUGGAUUACAUUCUUUGGGUACACAUUAACCUAUUAAAUCGAUCCUGAUUACAAACAAACUUUGCCCCUACCUCACCUGGCAACCCUGAGAAAGGCAGAUAGAUGUCAGUCUAUAAAAGGAAACGGGAACUGCCCCCUGGCUUUCAGGCUCCAACAUCUUCCUUUUGCCAAGAUGCUACUGCUCAAACUCUUCGUGGUGCUCAUGACUUGCCUGCUGCUGCUGGACCAGGUCAAUGGCUCCCCAGUACCAGAACUGAGUUCAGCAAAAAGAUCCCGGAGAAUGACCCCAUUUUGGAGAGGGGUUUCCCUCAGGCCCAUUGGCGCUUCAUGUCGGGAUGAUUCGGAGUGUAUCACAAGACUAUGCAGAAAAAGACGCUGUUCUUUAAGUGUGGCCCAGGAGUGAUGUUCACACCAGGGGAAAAGUCAACUCCAACUGUGCUCCGUUCUGUGGAAUAUUGGUUAACUGCAUUUGGGCUGGAGAUACUUAAGUGAAGCAAUCUUGUGUUUUUAAUAUUUAAAGACAGAUGCUUGCUUUAAACUGGCCUCCAUUUCUUCUUAGAAUGUUGUUGGUUUGUACAUAGACGUAAAUAAGUUUGUCAGAGUUUAUUUUUCUACAAAUACUAUUAAAUGUCUCCUCAAAUCCAAAUUCUGGCAGUCUGGAAUUGACACUUGACUCACUUCAUACAUUACAGGAAGAGCACUAUCUAACAGGUGGUGCUUCUCCAUCUGGGAGGUAUGGAGAACACUCACUCUUCAAUGACUCUUAUGUCGAGCAUGAUAGAGGGAACACAUGAGCUAACAACAGUCAGCUCUGCAGAUCAGAUCAUGGCUCUUUACUCUGCAAAGAACUCUGCAGGCUGGUAUGUGGCACCUGAGGAUGUGCAAAAGUUGUCUAUAGCUUUAUGAACAUAAAACAGAAACCAAAGAGAAGUCUGACUUAAUAAAACAAUAAGCUGGGCAUGGUGGAACAUGCCUUUAAUCCCAGAACCAGGGAAGUGGAGGCAGAGGCAGGUAGAUCUUUGUUGGGUCAAGGCCAGCCGGGUCUAUAUAAUGAAUCCCGGCCCAGUCUAGCCAGGGAUACAAAGUGAGACCCUGUCUCAGAAAAACAAAAUCCAACAAAUAAAUAGUAUACAUAAGUAAUGAAUGGAACAAUAAUAGCCCAUGUCUUAGAGCAUAAAUAAAGGACUGAAGGGCUAAUGGUGCAGGACAGUUGAGAUAGAUGGACAAGGACCCAUAGCCACGAGUCCAAAAUUUCUGUAAGCAGAAAAUGAGACCUGUGCUGAUGGGACAAGACCUUUACAGAGUAAGAUACAAAAGAGCAACUCCAGGAGGUCACAGCAGGAGCUGAAGAAGUGAGAGCACAUGCGUAUAAACGUUAUACAGAAAAGCUAUCUGAUAUUUAUUAAACUUAGUUUCUCCAGCUAUGGUUUGGCAUUAUACAAAGCAUCGUAAUGACACAGUAGAGUUAAAAAGUUUUACAAAUUGAAAUGUGAUACCCUUGUUUCCAAAUAUUUUAAUUGCCAUAAAUUUGUUUAAAAAUACACAUUAAACGCAUGUUUGACACUCUAAACUUUCUAUAAUCUCAAUACCACAAAAUACAUAUAAUAUACUAUACAGAUGUGGAAAAUCUAGUUAGUAUAUAAUACUUUGCUCACCAUUAACAGCUUAUUAUGUGAAAUGCACAUACUGACUUAGAAAUUCUAGCUUUUGAGCCCCAAAGUACCUCUGAAAUUUAAUGUAUUGCAACAAAUAAAAAUCACAGUAUACAAUUGAAAUUUUGGUUGAAAGUGUCAGAUGCCUAGAUGUUUUGGAUAAAAUAAACGUAAGACAAAGAUUGGAUCAUGUACAAGAUGAAGGUCUCCUAUCAGCCACAGCGCCUUUCUGCAGAGGCAAUAGGCCUGUACUUCAUCAAUCAUGUUACCUUCCCUCCAGAACCCUCCCCAAAUAGCAAACCAUUAUUUACCAAAUGAUUUUAAUUUCAAAUAAAAAGAUCUUCAAUAAAUAUAUAAGAAUUUCCAUCCUCCAUAUAUAAAAUUUCUCAAAAUCAUUCAAAACGGAGGCUAGGUAGAAAUUUCCCUAACUGUGCUUACCAACUGGGCAUCUGGCCCUGCCAAGCGAGCCAGCGCUGUUGGUGAGCCCCAACAGGACUGUUGACUGCGCAUGUCAGUGAUGUGCCAGGUGUGUGCAUAAUGGGGACACCUCGGAGACAACAACAAGCUCCACAAUACAGAAGCCGUGGCAUUGGUUUGAAAGACAGCACUUCCAAACUGAUGUCUUCCAGAGAGGUACAGAACAGGCAGAAACCCCAGUGGCUAAAAGCUGAGAAGAAAUCUAACACAGAAGCAGCAAGGUCAAAGCCAAGUGUUACUAGGAUUUCUGGGUGGGAGUUUGUCCACACUCAUCUAAGAGCUUCUCGGUGUUUAAGGAGGAUGAGUUCUGCUCAGCUGAGCAACGGCAGCAAGGAGAGAGGCGCAUGCGGACAUUCCUAAAAUCAACUUCUUCAAAAUUAGCCAUUUAAGCUGAACCCUCUGACUUAGUUGAGACUUCACCCCAACACCUGUUCUAAAUUCCAUCCACAAGACAGAUGUAGCUUCUGUUUCCAUCCCCUGCUCUGGAGACAGCAAGUUCUUUUUCAUGAACCCUGGGUUUACUAGAACAGGAGUUCUGCAGACCAGUCAGUCCUCUUACUCCACUCCGCUUUUCCUCACAGGGUCUCUUUAGGUAGUGCACGCUGGGCUCAAACUGAUAGUCCAAAUGCUAGAUUAAAGCACGCACCACCACAAGGGGUUCACCAAAUAACUUCCAAAUGUAUUUAUUUAUUCUUGGAGAGUGGGUCUCAGUCACUCAGGCUCACUACCCAGCAAAGGCUGACCUUUGCCUCAGGGAAUGACCAGCACUCCUGGCCUUCUCUACCCUUAAGGAUUGAUGUUACUUGCUGGCUUGGUUUCAGGGUCUGAAGGUCGAAGCUGAACACCUCCACUGUUAAGCAUGUGAAAGGUACAUUCACAAAUGUGGCUACUGGGCCUGACCAGUGCAUCUUCCCAGUCACUCACUCAUUCUUUUUUCUGCUGAUUUUACUCACAGCAACAGUAGGUGUGCAACACUACUGGGAAAGAAGUCUGCCUCUCAACUGAGAUGUGAAGAUGGAAGGGAUUUGUAUUCCACACCCUAGGGGAAUAUGAGUUACAGGAGUCUGCAGACUUGAACAAGGUGCUCUGGCUCCCCGAGUCACUUAGGUUUCAUCUACCCAUCACCACCCCCGGCCAAAAACAGUCAGCCUCAGUGGGUGUUCUUGGGGCCCAGACACCCAUAGACUCCUAUAAAUCAAAAUAUAGAAUGAAGCCAUUUCGUUCACUUAGCUAUUGGAAAAUGAACAUCUUCCCACCCUGUAAGAGCCCUAUUACACUACAGAAGGGCUCAGAUAUAUUUCAAAAGUUAAUUUACUACAAAUCAUAGUAAUAAGCUUUAACAAUCUAAAGGAAUACACAUUGCACCCUUGAAUGUUAAUAUUCAAGGUGCCAAGAACAAAGUGUCUUAGAUCAAUUUAAUAAAUAAUGUGGAAAUAGUUGCACUAAGCUAAAAUACUAAACACACACAUUUUGACAAACUAAUUCCAUGUUUUCAUACAUACAUACGUACAUAUAUAUAAAGUGUGUAUGUGUACAUAAUUUUAAGAUUCAAAGUUGCAUACCCUCAGACCUAGAAGAGUGCACAGCAUCUCCCUUCUCAACUGAGCUAGGCAUCAUCUGAUGGAGCUACCACUAGCUGCACUACAAACUCCUCUGAGCACUGGCCUCAGGCAGCGCUUGUACUUCUGACAAGAACCUUUGUAGGCCAUGGCUACACAAUGCAAGCUCAUUCAUUAAACAUCAGUGUACCAAAGUUUCAGUGGUUAAAUACAAAUGAUGCUGCCUAAUCUAGCUGAUUAAAUCUUUAAUGAAAAGAAACAAAGAACAAUUAAAAACAAAACAAAACAACAACAAAAACAACAACAGCUACUCUAAAGCCACAAGUGUGUCAUUCAAAGUGCAGCCCAGAUGCCUAUAAAUCCCUAGUGCAAGAGCUUCCCAGAAAAACAGGCAAGCAUGGGCACGUGCACGCAUUACUCUGAAUUGCUUUUAUAUUGGAGAAUUAAAUCAGUAGUGGUCAAUCUUCUCCCUUCAGCAGCUAUAUCUGUGAAUACAUUUGAAGAAUCACUGAUAUUAAAGUGACUUCAUAGCUUCUUGCCCAGAAAAAGGUGUCACUGAGCAAGGAGAGGGCUGGUGCUCUCCAGCCAGAAUGGGGCAUGGGCUAGGCUGUGUAAUCUUGAAUGCCCAGAGGGGACUGCUCCCCACAGCCCAGCCUCUCCCAGACAGGACUACUGUGACACUUUUAUCACUGCAAUCGUGUGGGAUGCCUGUCCAGAGUCUAACGGUGCAUGCUGCUGCCUCCUGGCAUAGGAGUGUGAUCUUCAGAGCAGUGAACUGAGUAUUAAAGAUAGUUGCUAUUCCUAUUACUAACUAUACACUGAAUACAAGUUUCAGACUAAGUUUGUAGCCACUUGUCAAUCAGUUUUAAAUGGCUAAAAACCACUGAGGGCACCUACUGAGAAGGGAGGAAUGGUCACUUGUAAAGGAGUCAAGGUAUGUGCUGGACAUGACUAAGACAAAACGUUUGUGAAGAGACACAAAGAAAGAAGAGAGUGUAUUCUCACACACUAUGACAUCAAAAUUCAAUCACUUAGGAUCGAAUUUUGAUCCAUUGCCCAUUUCUAACUGGUGGGGAAAAUCCUCCACAACGAAAGGCUUAACAAUUUCAUUCUCCAAGAACUGACAGUUUUAAAGAGAAAAUAUCUUAAAGCAGCACCAUAAAACAUGUGGAAACUCUGCUUUAACAUGACACCAGUGUCACUCCAGAAUGUGCUGGCCGCCUAGCAGGAUACACAGACCAGAGCUGGAAGCAGAGGCCAGCACUGCAGCCGCUGAAGUCUAAAAGCCCAGAGGGCUCUUGUUCCACUUCCAAGACCUCCCUGAAGUUAAGGAGCCAGAGUGAGAGAGAAGGACAGGACAGGACACACAACUGUUAGGCCAUGGAAGUCACUAGCACAAGAGAGGAGACAAUGGCCUCUGAAGAAAAAGUAUUCCUUAAACACACUACAAUUAAAUUAGCAAGGUAUCAGAGGCAAUUUCUCCAAGGGAAAAAUGUGAAAUUCAGCAUAAGCUGUAGACAUCAACCCUCAACAGUAUGUAAGAAUAAUGAGGUACAAAGCAGUUAAGCUCUGUAAAUAUGAGACUGCAGGGCAAAGUUCACUAUCUUCAGAAAUAGGUGGUGAGAGAGACUAGAAGAGAGGAUUCACGACACCACUGCAUGUGAGGAUAUGCUAUCUCUCUUCCCCUUUCCCAUUUCAAGCUGAACAAUCAUCUCCUAAUAAUAGGGAAUUUUCUCCCCAAUUGGAUGGGUUUUUGGAAUGAGAAGGAAAAACCAUUUUCUGAAGCAGCAUUAUAGCCAAUUGAUUAUACUAAGUCAGGUACCAAAGCACUAGCUUUUCUGAGGGAAUCUGUCUUAAUGUGACUCUAAAGGAAGAUUUAAAAUCAAAGAGAAUUUAAAAUUAUUAUUGUGGAGGACCAACCAUGAACGGCUAAUCUGGUCCCAGCGUAAAACUUUAUCUGUAAACAAUCCAUAGAGUUAUCAUUAAAAGUUAAGAUUUAAGGCACACCAGACAUGACGGGGUCAUUAAAAAGAAGUAUAGAGGAAGAGAGACAUUCCUCAUCCUUCACUGCUAUACGCACCUUGUUGGGAACAGUAGUUUGAUAAGGAAUUGUUACAAAGCUGACUUCCUAAGCACUACCCCUAUUAUUUUCCCCUUUCCAAGAGAGCUCAUACUGAGCCAAGUUAGGUACUUUUCCAGUAUGAAUUUUCUUUUUCUUUUUUUUAAUGUAACAAGGUCUCAUGUAGCCCAGGCUAGCCCCAAACUCACUGUCUAGCUUUAUAUAGCCUGAGGAUGAGCCUGAACUUCUGAUCCUCCUGUCACCAAUACCCAGUGCUGGGAUUAUAGGCAUGCACAACCAUGCCCAGCUGCUAGUGUGAGUUUUCAGAUCCAGUCAGAAGCAUACAUCAUUGAUGAGGAUCUUCGGAAAGAGAAAUUCAUCAUCUCCACAUUAGACAUUGGGACA